AUGAGGAUAGUGAGCCUGCUGCCUUCCGCCACUGAGAUCCUGGCCCUCAUCGGCGCCAAGGACAUGCUGGUGGGCCGCAGCCAUGAGUGCGACUUCCCUCCAGAGAUCCUGAAGCUGCCGACCGUGACCAACUCCCAGCUUGUCUUCCAGAGCUCUGCUCAGAUCGACCAGGCCGUGCGGGAGUCCUCCAAGGCGGGGAUAGACCUCUACGCUGUGGACGCGGACCUGCUGACGGCACUGAAGCCGGACCUGAUCAUAACCCAGGGCCUGUGCAGUGUGUGCUCCAUCGAUGGGACCAAGGUCCAUCAGAUCGUGAGGCGCAUGGAGGUCCGUCCCAAGAUCCUCGAGCUCAGUCCCAACACGCUGGAAGACGUUUUGCAGAACGUGGAGCAGGUCGGGGAGGCUGUGGGGCUGACAGAUCGCGCUGCCGACGUGAAGCUCUACCUCAAGAAGCGAAUAGAACUGGCGACGAAGACAGCAGAAGAAGGGAGGAAGAAGAGUGUCCAUCCAGUCAACGUCGCCUUCCUUGAGUGGCUGAACCCCUUGUAUAUUGGGGGGCACUGGACACCGCAGCUGAUAGAGAUGGCAGGAGGCGAGCAGAAGCUGCACAACACAGCGAGGCAGAAGGAGGUGGGAUUCAAGUCCUAUGCCAUCUCGCAGGAGGCAGUCACUCAGUCCGAUCCUGACGCGAUCAUCAUCGCCCCUUGCGGCCUAGACCUCGGUGCGACUGAGACUGAGAUCGCGAACCUGGUGCAUGACCAAGACUCCGAGUGGUCGCGAUGGUUCUGCGAGCUCAGAGCUGUGAAGGGGAAGCGCGUGGCUCUGGUGGACGGCAGUCAAAUGUUCAACCGUCCCGGCCCGCGACUUGUCGAUGCUCUCGAGUGGUUGUCCUCCUUCCUCUACCCCGACGCUCAGCAGCUCAAUCCCAUCCGAAGCAGGUGA
Molecule: messenger RNA, 942 nt
Organism: Guillardia theta CCMP2712
Lineage: Eukaryota; Cryptophyceae; Pyrenomonadales; Geminigeraceae
Exons: 1
Coding region: 1-942 (313 amino acids)
Source: RefSeq, a predicted model, not a curated record